Molecule: messenger RNA, 1653 nt
Organism: Colletotrichum higginsianum IMI 349063
Lineage: Eukaryota; Fungi; Ascomycota; Sordariomycetes; Glomerellales; Glomerellaceae
Product: Major facilitator superfamily transporter
Exons: 5
Coding region: 1-1653 (550 amino acids)
Biological process (GO): transmembrane transport
Cellular component (GO): membrane
Molecular function (GO): transmembrane transporter activity
Source: RefSeq, a predicted model, not a curated record
AUGGGCUUCAAGGAGCACCCGUUCUCCUAUCUCAACAGACAGCGUUUCUGGUUCAUCGUCGGUCGCCUCCCUCACCUGUGUUCCCGUACUGCCCUCGUCAUUUCACAAGCAAUGGUCAACGAAGAGAAGUCCUCGCCCCAGCAGGGCGGCGGUCUCCCCCCCUCUUCUACCGCCAUCGAGAAUAAGACUGCGGACCAGGUCACCAAGGACCCGUCUAUCAUGGAGGCCAACGAAGCCAAGGGCGAACUGCUCCCCACUCCGGAGGAGCAGAUUGAUGCCUUGGGAAUCCCGAAUUGGAGAGAGCUGGAGAAAAAGGUCGUCAAGCGCCUUGACAUGACCCUCCUACCUUGCUUGUGGGUUCUGUAUCUGUUCAACUACUUGGACCGCGCUUCAAUCGCACAAGCCCGUCUUAGUUCCCUGGACGAAGACCUUAAUCUUGAGGGCUACCAGUAUGGCACUGCUGUGUCGAUUCUCAGCGUCGGUUAUGUCCUUGGCCAGAUUCCUUCCAACAUGAUCAUCGGAAAAGUGCGGCCCAGUCUCUACCUUUGCUGCAUGGCUUUGAUCUGGUCUAGCGUGUCAGCUGCCACUUGCGGUGUCAAGAACUACCAGGGACUCGUCGCAGUUCGAUUCUUCCUUGGUGUAGUGGAGGCUCCCUUGUUCCCCGGUGCCAUCUAUGUCAUGUCUUGCUGGUACACUCGCAGAGAGAUGGCUCUACGCUGUGCUAUCCUGUACACUGGCCAGACGCUUGCUUUCUGCACAGCAGGUCUGAUCGCGGCGGCCGUGUUCGGAACUCUCGAAGGGAAACAUGGCCUGGCCGGCUGGCAGUGGCUUUUCAUCGUACUCGCUACUGUCGGCGCCGGUCUCGCGAUGAUCGCCCUGUUCAUUCUUCCCGAUUACCCAGACUCGACCACCGGCAGCGCACGUUGGUCCAUGACGGAGGAUAUGCGCAAGGUGGCUGCCGCCCGCAUCCUGGCCGAUCGUGUGUCCACCUCCGAGGCCAAGGCCGGAGUCUGGGCCGGACUGAAGAUGAGCAUCUUCGACUACAAGAUGUGGUUCCUCGUCGGCCUGAACAUCGGUAUUUCGGCAGCCUACGGCUUCUCCAACUUCUUCCCGUCCAUCGUCCGGGGGUUCGGCUACAACAGAACCAUCACCCUCGUCCUUACGGCGCCGCCCUACAUCUUUGCGGCCCUUGGGUCUCUGGUGAACGCGUGGCACUCGGAUCGAACCAAAGAGCGCGGCUACCAUUUUGCUGGCCCGAUCGCAAUUGGUUGUAUCGGAUACAUCAUUUGCCUGGCUACCGCGGACAGGAAUGCCAGAUAUGGCGCGAGCUUCAUCUACGUGGGCGGCAUGUACAUCGCCAACCCAUUGGUUUCCACGUGGACGUCGAACACCAUGGGAAGAACGCCGGAAAAGCGUGCCAUCUCGGUGGCGCUCGUCAACGUCCUCGGACAGAUUGGUAACUUGAUUGCCCCCUACUUCUUUGACGACUCCGACGAGCCGCGCUACCGGCUGGCUUUCAUCAUGAUGAUGGUUAUGGGUCUUUUUGCAUGCGCGAGCGCAAUGGGCCUGAAGUUCUACCUCUACCGCGCCAACAAGAGGUUGUACCGGGACGCUGUUCGGAACGGGACGGUCUACAAUCCUUACGUUAUGUAG